Lingula anatina is the source of this 620-nucleotide messenger RNA. RefSeq lists its product as uncharacterized. Gene Ontology annotation, cellular component: ciliary basal body. The record is from RefSeq and is a predicted model, not a curated record. Gene Ontology annotation, biological process: microtubule cytoskeleton organization; protein polyglutamylation. Lineage: Eukaryota; Metazoa; Brachiopoda; Lingulata; Lingulida; Lingulidae. Gene Ontology annotation, molecular function: tubulin-glutamic acid ligase activity; tubulin binding.
GGAUUAUGAUGACGUAAAUACCAACAGUGAGCGGCUGCCUGCAGAUGGGGAGUCCUUUGGAGAUGACAUUGAUGAUGAUGACGAUGACAUGCUGGACAAUCUGGAUGACGACGUCGUUGACGACAGCGACGCAGAGUCUGACACAUACUCCAUUGGGAGUGCAGUCUCAAAGCGAUCCUCAGCCACCAGUGUCAGGAGCACGCUGCGAUGCAAGUCUGCAAAAACGAGACCUGCUGCGUCGACCAUUUUGCGCGAGAAUGCAACUUUGAGUUCUGCAGAUGUAAGGACGUUGACGACAAGACCCAAGUCUGCUGCUCUGAGAGAUUACGAACUGCAGCCCGCGCUGACUGCUAGUCUGUUUAGUAACGUCCCACCUACCAUUAACUUUGUGGCAGAUGGAGAGAAAGUUGAGUCCCUGCCUUGGGAAAUUAAGAAACUCCUCAAAUGGCGCCUAAGUCCUGUGACACCAAACGUUGUGAAAAACUGCAUCAAUCGUUCCGGUUUUAGGAUCACAAAGACACCCUACUGUCAACAUUUGCCACCAGUUCUUGAUGAAAGCAGUAUAGGGAAGUCUUUUUAUAUUUAGCAUUGCAUAGCCUUUUUUCUUUUGCAUUGCAACU